This is a messenger RNA of Lutra lutra (Eurasian river otter), 6639 nucleotides long. It is a transcript of the gene PCDH19, whose product is annotated as protocadherin 19. Gene Ontology annotation, cellular component: plasma membrane. NCBI's taxonomy places the organism in Eukaryota, Metazoa, Chordata, Mammalia, Carnivora, Mustelidae. The coding region runs from base 1664 to 4960 and encodes 1098 amino acids. The transcript has 5 exons. Gene Ontology annotation, biological process: homophilic cell-cell adhesion. Gene Ontology annotation, molecular function: calcium ion binding. The record is from RefSeq and is a predicted model, not a curated record.
UUUGCGGCAUCGGGAGGAGCAGCAGCAGCAAUAGCGGUGGUGGAGGGCUCAGGGGGAGACGGACCAGCGGGCGCGGACGGCAGCACAGCUCCAGCACACCAUGCCGGACUUGCCCAGAGGGCAGUGGCACUCGCGUCCCUAGCCUGGUGCAGGCCCUUGGCGCGUUGCGCUCGGCGGCAUUCCGGCUGAGCUCAUUCAUCGGAGAUUCGAAACCUCCCACCCCUGCACGCUCCCACUCCACACUCACACUCCCCGCACCACACACUCACUCUUAGUCUCUCACACAUUCACACACAGCCUGACAGAAAGCGAGCAAGACAGACCUCCCGAGUGCAAGAGCGUCCGGGAGGGAGGGAGCCCAAACGCAGCGCGGCCAGCGCCUUGUUGGGAGGAUGGAAUCAGGACGCUCCAGCAAGUAAACUUUGGCGGCGACAUAACUGUCGACCGUGGCAGCUGCUGAGGAGGACCUUAGCGACAUUCGACUGAGCUAGGAGGAUUUCUUCCCGCGGCGGCGGCGGCGGCGGCGGCGGCGGCGGCGGCACGGCAGCGGCGGCCCUCAGAGCGACAUCCCAGCCUAGACCGAGGGAGGAGGUGAAGCCCCGGGUACCCGCGGCAGCGGCCCCGCCUUUCCUGGCCGGUACUGUUGUCGCUUUCCCUCCCCUCUUCCCCAUUCCCCACCCCCCACCCCGGGCCAUUGGAAAGAACUGGACUUUGAUAAAUCGCCAUCGCCCCGUUUUCGCAAACUUGACGUGGAGGUUUGGGCUGCGUUGGUAACUUUGAUUUCCAAGACGCAAACACCCGCAGUCCAGCUGCUCUGUGGAGGGGACUCCACGCCCACCUCCAAUCCUGGGCAGACGCACCCCCCAAGCCUUCGGAAGCCAACCUUGGCGCGAGGGAGCGUGCUCUUGUCUCAGCAGCCUCCCUGUCUCCCCUCCCCCUUCCUUCGCCGGCCACCGGCAGCCAUCCGGCUCAGCUGGAUACCCGGGAGCUGCGGCGUUUGACAGCAACUCAGAGUCCCACCUUUGAUCAUCAUUUCUCCCCAACAGACCUUGAAAAGGCCAGCGUGGCCCCCCCGGACCUCGGAGGGCGCGUUCCAGGCGGGUUCUCUCUCCGCAGUGAGCCAGGAGAGCUGGGGGGAGGUCCUUGCGCAUGCCAGGUGCACAGACAAGGCGUUCGCCAGCCCCAGUACUGGGGCGCUGCGGCGGGCCGGGCAGUGCCUGAGAGGCUGCACCCCCACGGCCCUCCGGGUCUUCGCCCCAAGUGCGGUCCAGACUCAGCCUUCCGUCGACCAGGCAGCUCAGACGGCGUCCAACCCGCAGCCCUGCGCCGCUGCGGCCGGUCGCGCCUGGCUAACUUUGAAGGGGGAAAACUGAGUAGCCGGGCUGGAGGGAGGGGGCUCGGGGCCGCGUGGCGCUUCCUUGGCCCCCCGGAACCCCCGGGCCCCCCGCCAACCUCCUCCGAGUGUGCUGCAACCUCAGCAUUGGAGCCGGCGCGGGUGCCUUCCCCGCGCCGCCGGGCCGCCCUGGGCGGGACUCCUCCCGCGGCCUCCGGGGCCCCGGGGCGCGCGCAACAGGCGGCCCGAGUCAGCGGGAAGCUGGAGCGCCGGCGGCGUCGGCCUCGGAGGGGUGUGGAGAGGCGAGGCCAGGCAGAGCCCCGCGCAGCCAUGGAGUCGCUCCUGCUGCCGGUGCUGCUGCUGUUGGCGGUACUGUGGACGCAGGCAGCUGCCCUCAUUAACCUCAAAUACUCGGUAGAAGAGGAGCAGCGCGCCGGGACGGUGAUCGCUAACGUGGCCAAGGAUGCGCGCGAGGCGGGCUUUGCUCUGGAUCCACGGCAGGCCUCUGCCUUCCGUGUGGUGUCCAACUCAGCUCCGCACCUGGUAGACAUUAAUCCCAGUUCGGGCCUGCUUGUCACCAAGCAGAAGAUCGACCGCGACCUGCUGUGCCGCCAGAGCCCCAAGUGCAUCAUCUCGCUGGAGGUCAUGUCCAGCUCAAUGGAGAUAUGCGUGAUUAAGGUGGAGAUCAAGGACCUGAAUGACAAUGCGCCCAGCUUCCCAGCGGCACAGAUCGAGCUGGAGAUCUCCGAGGCAGCUAGUCCCGGCACGCGCAUCCCGCUGGACAGCGCCUAUGACCCGGACUCAGGCAGCUUCGGCGUGCAGACAUACGAGCUCACGCCUAAUGAGCUGUUUGGCCUGGAGAUCAAAACGCGCGGCGAUGGCUCACGGUUUGCGGAACUUGUGGUGGAGAAAAGUCUGGAUCGCGAGACACAGUCGCAUUACAGCUUUCGCAUCACCGCACUCGAUGGCGGCGACCCACCGCAUCUGGGCACUGUUGGCCUCAGCAUCAAAGUGACCGAUUCCAAUGACAACAACCCAGUGUUUGGCGAGUCCACCUAUGCAGUGAGCGUGCCAGAAAACUCACCUCCCAAUACACCUGUCAUCCGCCUCAAUGCCAGCGACCCAGACGAAGGCACCAAUGGCCAGGUGGUCUACUCCUUCUAUGGCUAUGUCAACGACCGCACACGUGAGCUCUUCCAGAUUGACCCACACAGUGGCCUGGUCACAGUCACCGGUGCCCUAGACUAUGAAGAGGGGCACGUGUACGAACUGGAUGUGCAGGCCAAGGACCUGGGGCCCAACUCCAUCCCAGCACACUGCAAGGUGACCGUCAGCGUUCUCGAUACCAAUGACAACCCGCCGGUCAUCAACUUGCUGUCAGUUAACAGUGAGCUGGUGGAGGUAAGCGAGAGCGCCCCCCCGGGCUACGUGAUUGCACUGGUGCGGGUGUCUGAUCGGGACUCCGGUCUUAAUGGGCGCGUGCAAUGCCGUUUGCUGGGCAACGUGCCCUUUCGGCUGCAGGAGUAUGAGAGCUUCUCCACUAUCCUAGUGGACGGACGGUUGGACCGCGAGCAGCAUGACCAGUACAACCUCACGAUCCAGGCGCGCGACGGCGGUGUGCCCAUGCUGCAGAGUGCCAAAUCCUUUACAGUUCGCAUAACGGACGAGAAUGACAACCACCCGCAUUUUUCCAAGCCUUACUACCAGGUCAUUGUGCAGGAGAACAACACACCUGGCGCCUACCUGCUUUCCGUGUCCGCCCGAGACCCCGACCUGGGUCUCAAUGGCAGUGUCUCCUACCAGAUUGUGCCGUCGCAGGUGCGGGACAUGCCUGUCUUCACCUAUGUCUCCAUCAACCCCAACUCGGGCGACAUCUACGCGCUUCGAUCCUUCAACCACGAGCAGACCAAGGCAUUCGAAUUCAAGGUACUGGCCAAGGAUGGCGGCCUGCCUUCGCUGCAGAGCAACGCCACAGUUCGGGUCAUAAUCCUCGACGUCAAUGAUAAUACCCCGGUCAUUACGGCCCCACCCUUGAUCAAUGGCACUGCGGAAGUCUACAUCCCCCGCAACUCUGGCAUAGGCUAUCUGGUGACCGUGGUCAAAGCGGACGACUACGACGAGGGUGAGAAUGGCCGGGUCACCUACGACAUGACGGAGGGUGACCGGGGCUUCUUUGAAAUAGAUCAGGUCAAUGGCGAAGUCAGAACCACUCGCACCUUUGGCGAGAGCUCAAAGGCUUCUUAUGAGCUUAUUGUGGUGGCCCACGACCAUGGCAAGACGUCUCUCUCCGCCUCUGCACUAGUCCUAAUCUACCUGUCCCCUGCUCUUGACGCCCAAGAGUCAAUGGGCUCCGUGAACUUGUCCCUGAUUUUCAUUAUCGCCCUGGGCUCCAUUGCCGGCAUCCUCUUUGUCACUAUGAUCUUUGUGGCAAUCAAGUGCAAGCGAGACAACAAAGAGAUCCGGACCUACAACUGCAGAAUCGCCGAGUACUCCUAUGGGCAUCAAAAGAAAUCAAGCAAGAAGAAAAAAAUCAGUAAGAAUGACAUCCGUCUGGUACCCCGGGAUGUGGAGGAGACAGACAAGAUGAACGUUGUCAGUUGCUCCUCCCUGACUUCCUCCCUCAACUAUUUCGACUACCACCAGCAGACACUGCCCCUGGGCUGCCGCCGCUCAGAGAGCACUUUCCUGAAUGUGGAAAACCAGAAUACCCGCAAUACCAGUGCCAACCACAUCUACCAUCACUCUUUCAACAGCCAGGGCCCCCAGCAGCCAGACUUGAUCAUCAACGGUGUGCCUCUGCCUGAGACUGAAAACUAUUCCUUUGAUUCCAACUACGUGAACAGCCGAGCCCAUUUAAUUAAAAGCAGCUCUACCUUCAAGGACUUAGAGGGCAACAGCCUGAAGGACAGUGGUCAUGAAGAGAGUGACCAGACUGACAGUGAGCAUGAUGUCCAGCGGAGCCUGUAUUGUGAUACUGCUGUCAACGACGUGCUGAACACCAGCGUGACCUCCAUGGGAUCUCAGAUGCCUGACCAUGAUCAGAAUGAAGGAUUUCAUUGCAGGGAAGAAUGUCGGAUUCUUGGCCACUCUGACAGGUGCUGGAUGCCCCGGAAUCCCAUGCCCACCCGCUCCAAGUCCCCUGAGCACAUGAGGAAUGUCAUCGCGCUGUCCAUUGAAGCUACUGCUGCUGAUAUUGAGGCUUAUGACGACUGCGGCCCCACCAAGCGGACUUUCGCAACCUUCGGAAAAGAUGUCAAUGAGCCCCCGGCUGAGGAGAGGCCUGCCUUGAAAGGCAGGAGAACUGUCGAUGUGACCAUCUGCAGCCCCAAGGUCAGUGGUGCUAUCCGGGAGGCGGGCAAUGGCUGUGAAGCUAUUAGCCCUGUCACCUCCCCCCUGCACCUCAAGAGCCCUCUGCCCACCAAGCCCUCUGCGUCUUACACCGUUGCCCUGGCACCCCUGGCCCGUGAUCUGGAGCAGUAUAUCAACAAUGGCCCAUCUCGUCCGUCUGAAGCUGAACCCCGUGGAGCUGACAACGAGAAAGUCAUGUAUGAGGUCAACCCCACUCUGAAGGAGGGUCCUGACAAAGAGUCUCCUGGUGUGAAGCGUCUGAAGGAUAUCGUUCUCUAAAGCAGUCUCGGGGAAGAAGAGAGAGAAACCAUGCUGGUUAUCGAGGAAGCAGGAGCUGAUUGUUUUGAUUGCUCACCAAUGGUUGGUUCUUGAGUGGUUGUUAUUUCAGAGCUUUCCCUAAAUGUAUUGCUUAUAAGUGACUGUCAUUCUGUGACAAUCCCUCUCGUUUCAACAGGCAGCAGGGGUGUUCAGUUGGAGCAAAUUAGCUUUGGCUUGGGUUGUUCAUGGGGCCUUGAUGUUGGGGAAACAGAGACAAAUUCAGUUGUGAAAAGUAUUAUGUAUUAAGUGUUUGAAUUUAUAUAUUUUUCUAUGUCAAAAUUAUAAUAUAAAUUACCAUUGUCUGUGGAGGAUUACAUUUAAAAACAACAACAACAACAAAAAGAGAAAGCUCUGGACACCUUUAAUAAGCUUGCCACUGUUUUGUAGUGUAGACAAGUUAAUGGUCAUUUAUUGUGUACUAUUCAUUGAUUCAGUGAUGUGAAAUUGAGCCCCCAAAAGGUUGUUUCUGAAGCUUGAGUACUUUCCAGUGCCGCUACUUUGCUGUGGACACCCCUGCUUUAAGAAACCUUUUGCUAGCUGUGCUAUUGUUGUAUUUGAUAUUGCAAAUUGCUAUGUGUGUGGUGAUAGCAAAAGGCUUUUAGAAGUUGGUGUUCUUUUUUCUUAAAAAAAUAAACUAUAGACAAAAACAGAGUGCAAAAAACUGAGAUGGCCAGUGAAUGAGCGACACCACACAUGUAGAUUGAAAACUUGGAAGAUACUCACUCAUGGAGGAUACCCAUGUACUGGUUACUCACCACCUUGCAGAGUAUUUCUCCUGCCUUCAGUCUUCUGCCCAGAUCAGUGAUAGAUCAUUACAGAAAGUCAUUUUUGGAUAUUCUGCUAUCUAAUUUGCAGUUGUCAGAACUACUGUGCUGAAAGUUUUAUGGCAUCAGUCUUUAAAAUUUUCAGGCCCUGAAUGGGAAAGUUGCUCCUGAAGUUAUCAGUUUCCAGGCUUAGAAAUUCCCUGUCUCCAAUCAUCUAAAACUCAAAAAGACUGAAUCUAUUUUGAGAUCUAAAUUAGCAUCUUUUCCAACACACACUUCCUGAUUCAGUGUUUCCCAACUAUGAUUUGAAUUAGACUGCAAAGCAUGUUGGGGGCUGGAAUUGAGAACUCCAUGUUGCUCUGUAUUGUAGGAUAAUAAAUAGGAAUAGAGUAAGCAGUACAAAGUGUACAUUUAGGAAAAGAUAGGUGGCCAGUAACAGCAUCACUAAUCCAAUUAUUGUGCCUUCUAAAUGGAGACACUUGGACACUUGAACUCAUAUUUUUAUGACUAAUACUUCUUUUUAAAAUUAAAAAUGUGAACAGGAAACUAUUGAAAAUCCUUUAGAUUUAGCUAACUCUUUGCUGUAGGCUAAGAAUACACCUUUUAUUACUAACAAAUUUGUUACUCACAUUCUUUUUUUGUUUAACAUUUCUCCAACUCCCCCAUUUAGUGUUUAUUAAUAUUUAGUAGCCAACAUAGUAUUCUUGCAGCCUAAGAGUUCAUUAUUUAAAACUAAACAGAUAUGUCACAUUUACUCUGCCUUAGUCUUAAAGAAGUUGUUUCUAGAGCAACAAGUGUGGUUCUGUUCUCAUUUGUUUCACUUUUUGAAAUUCAAGAGUACCCAGAAAAAAGGCCUAGAGGUAAGAGCAUGAAAAU